GUCGUUUUUUUUUUUUCAUGCUGCACCCCUGGAUUUUGACGUAAUAGGUUAUGACAUUUGCCAAUCCAUAUCAAGUUUUUAAAUUUCUUUAUUUUCAAAAUAGGGAAUAAAAUGAAGAAAAUCAAACCCAGAUAACAUACCACCAUGCAGAAACUACAACUAACCCUGGCCAUAAUCAAGCCACACGCUGUAAAGAAUCCCGUGGCUCUUUCAUUCAUUAGGAACGUUAUAAAAAAUAAGUUUAUAGUCAUAAAAACUAAACGGGUCUCCCUGGAUAAAGAAGCAGCUGGUAAAUUCUACAGCGAACAUGUUGGCAAGUUCUUCUAUAAUCGGCUGGUGACGUUCAUGACGAGUGGUAGUGUGGACCUGCACAUAAUGGGCCACUCUAACGCCAUAGAGCUGUGGCGCCGCAUGCUGGGGCCCACCUGCGUGUACAAGGCGCAGUUCCAGCAGCCCUACUGUCUCCGUGGCAUGUUCGGCAUCUCCGACACCAGGAACGUUGCUCAUGGCUCUGAUUCUCCACCGUCAGCAGAACGGGAGAUCAAGUUCUUCUUCCCGGAGUUUUCUUUCUACCAAUGGCACAACGGGCAUGAGGUGCUGUACAGGAAAGGACCCAUCAUCUUCAAUGAUCAUCUGUUUGAACAUGUCAGGAAACUGUAAUCAGUCCUGUAAACCGUAGUAACUAAUUGAUUACUACUGGCUUACCUGUAUUCAGUCACUUGAGAAUACUUUUAGGGCGUUGCUAGAUGGCACGGAAACGCUAGUGAACACACUUUUAGGCUGCGUUUCCAGCAGAGAACCAAUAGAAUCACUUCAUUUACCUAUCGGCGCUCAGUGCAUUUCUAGUGGACGAUAUUUUAUUGGUUCUUCUCACAUAUCUUUAGUGGAAACGCAGCCUAACUAUGGCUUUAGUACAAAUGGAAAACUAAAUUAACUCUGGCUUCCCUUAUAACAUUUUUGGCGCACCUCCACUGGAGAGAAAGUCAGGCAAAAUCUAAAUAGAGUAAUUUGUACUUCCAUAGUAGCGCUGGCGCAUGUAGUACUGUAUAGACGCGUAAAGCCCCAUUUAGACAUUUCAAGAACUUGCAUCCAAUAUUCGAUAGAUUUGCGUAUUUGGUACUAUGCGUUGAAAGGCUACAGAUUACAAUGAAUUCAGUCAAUCGAUCAAAUACUGCAAUUAAAUAAAUUUACGGUUACAAUAUUGUGCCAUUUUAGACUCGGACCAAGAUACGUUAGCAGCGAUUUUGAUAGCCCAGACAGUGCAAGUGUUAUUUUAAACGUCAAACAUCUAUGACAUUAUGACGUUUACAUGACCCUGUGACGUUUACUUAACACUUGCACAAGGCUCUCAAAAUCGCUGCCAACUUAGCUUGGUCUGACUUUACGCGUCUUAUUAUUAUAUAGAUAAUAAUCCACAAUGAAAAGUCAUUUUCAUUCACUUCAUUAUCUCAUUAGGUAGGUAAUUUUUUGGGGAAUAAUUCCAAAGUACAGGUUGAUUCACGAAAGCUGGCACGAAUAGAAUGAACGAAACUUUCAUUCAUGAGUGACAUCUGUAUCGGUGUACAGUCAGACCCACAUAGAUGGUAGUAUUUUAUAUAGACAGGUCAUUCGCGUGCGCCCGUGAGGGACAGAACAUACGCAAUACGUCGUAAUAGGGAAUAUUACGCGAAACUGCCACUACCACAAUCCAUUACAAACUGAGGGCUGAGAUAUCUAACCAAUAAGAUAUCUAAAGAGUGAUAGAGAUAUCACUCUUACGUAUUCGAGCGAUAAAGAGGCAGAUAACUAAAUUUCGAUUUUAUCGUUUCCCGGUAGGCCCUUUGUAAACAAACCGCCUUGAUGCAUCAAUGUCAUAUUUUAGUAUCUGUGAAAACUUGUUUAUAGUCCAUGGUUCACGAUAGUGCUGCAUUCUGACGGCAGAACAUUGCAGUAAUACUCCGUAUUAAAAACACGUUGUAUGAUUCCUGAGAAUUCCUUAAUUUGGCCGGGAUAUUUAUUUUGUACCAACCAUAAAUACAUGACGGGGAAUAAAAAAAAGUGAGACUUACAAGGACACACAAUAAUAAUGCCUUCUCUACUUCAGCAACAACAGUUAACCUUUUGACCGCCAAAGACGUCAUAUGACGCGCGCGGCUACAGCCCAAUAUCAAGCUUCAUACGUACUCACAAGGUUCACGAUUACGCGCCGCGUACGAUAGGCGCGGCGUUCAAAAGGUUAAACACUAGAUUCAUGGAUACACACAUAUUUUCAUUCACUCAUUCAUUCCAUUCGUGUUCUUGUGAAUCAACCUGUACCUAUAAAUGAAUAUCUAUUUUAUUUUUUCAUAAACAGCUGAACUACCAAAGUACCUGUUUAGUACCUUAUUCAUGAUUAUAUGAUAUAAUUUAUAUCAGUAAGCUAGUCAACAGAUUCAAUAAAUUUUCGUUGCAAAAAAUAAAACUGUUAAUUUUUUUUUCACUUAUAUUUUUAACACGUUCUAAGUCCAGUGCCCCAUAUAUGGGUCAGGCCGAACUAUCUCUUAUUCCUACACGUCCGUGCCCCACAUAUGGGUCACGAAGAUACGACCAGGGACGCACUUAGAUUAGUGUAACUUCAUACUGCGAGAUAAUAUAAGUACCUAUAAUCUUA
Cydia pomonella (codling moth) is the source of this 2629-nucleotide messenger RNA. RefSeq names its product nucleoside diphosphate kinase 6-like. Gene Ontology annotation, molecular function: nucleoside diphosphate kinase activity. The coding region runs from base 145 to 660 and encodes 171 amino acids. NCBI's taxonomy places the organism in Eukaryota, Metazoa, Arthropoda, Insecta, Lepidoptera, Tortricidae. Gene Ontology annotation, biological process: UTP biosynthetic process; GTP biosynthetic process; CTP biosynthetic process. The record is from RefSeq and is a predicted model, not a curated record. The transcript has 3 exons.